Carassius gibelio (silver crucian carp) is the source of this 2110-nucleotide messenger RNA. RefSeq names its product eps8 like 1a (gene eps8l1a). The record is from RefSeq and is a predicted model, not a curated record. The coding region runs from base 424 to 1938 and encodes 504 amino acids. Gene Ontology annotation, cellular component: plasma membrane; vesicle; ruffle membrane. Gene Ontology annotation, biological process: regulation of Rho protein signal transduction; positive regulation of ruffle assembly; Rho protein signal transduction. The transcript is spliced from 16 exons. Gene Ontology annotation, molecular function: actin binding. NCBI's taxonomy places the organism in Eukaryota, Metazoa, Chordata, Actinopteri, Cypriniformes, Cyprinidae.
GAGCAAGAUACAGAGUUUCCUAAGAAAAAUAUAUAUUUAAUAACAAUUCUAUAUGAUUGCUUAAAAAAAAAAUACAUUACUAAUAUAAUUUAUGCAUCAAAAGCUUUGCAGUAAGAUAAUAUCACUCUAAAUGUAUUGGGUGCUGACAGCAAACAUGACAUAAAUUGACCUUGACUCACAAAAGUGCUUAAAAUAGCUUAUACACUGAGGUAACAGCAUGUCUUCACACCUGUGGCUGACAGUUACAGUAGAAGAGAAAAAAAAUGAAGACAGAGGGAGGACAUGAAAAGAAUGUCAGAUCUAGACAAACAAGCUUAGCCUGAACACACUGCACUGAAGCGGUGACCGAUGCACUGCUGAAGACUCCGUUGCUCUGUGUAAACAGAAGAUGUGACAGAAAGAGGUGCACACAUCUCACACACGAUGGCUGCUCCCACAGUUAUCCCCAGGAGACAUUCUAAGUCUACAAACAACACAGCUGCUAACUCACAUCCCAUAGGUGUAAAUGCAUUAAAUGGAAGAGACAGAGUGAAAACACAUCUGAUGCAUGCACAGAGAGAAGUUGACUUGGUGAAUCACUGUUUUGCUGAUGUGGAGCGUUUCAUGGCCCGUCUUCAGGAGACAGCAGAGGCUAGGAACUUUCUAGAGCAACAGAGCAUUAAAAAGAACAGCAAAAAGAAAGAAAAGAAGAAAACCAAGAAGAAGAAAGAGCAGGAUGAUGGCCCUCUCACACAAAGAUUGACGCCGCCAUCAGAACAGGAGUUUGUGGAUAUUUUUCAGAAGAUUAAAUAUUCUCUCUGUCUUCUGGAUCGCCUGAAGAUGAAAAUCUACGAGCCAACCUCAGAAGAACUCUUGCACCAUGUUUUCAUCCCUUUGCACUUGAUGGUAAAGACCACAGGUGGUCCUGAGUUGGCAGCAACAGUCUCCAGCCCCGCUAUGACCAGUGGAGCAAUCUCCCUACUACAGCAGAACCUUAAUGAACAAGAGAAAACGCUGUGGAAGUCCCUCGGCACCAACUGGACCGUGCCAUACUCUCAACUCAGCGAGCCUGUGCCUCAAUACACACCUGUCUUUCUGGAUGGUUGGCAGCCGAUGGCCAUAGACGCGUAUGGACAGCCCAUCGAGGACCCCUUAGUGUCCCAGCACAAACAUGAAGCCCAACAGGCACGUCUAUCUGUAUACCAGGACCGCGAUGGGAUGGAAGACCCCCUGCCUCCUCAUGGAGAAAGGCUGUACCGCUGCAGUUAUGACUUUGUGGCAAGAAACAGUAGUGAACUCUCAGUAUUACAUGGAGACACUCUGGAGGUGUUAGAGUCAUCAAAGCGAUGGUGGAAAUGUAAGAAUGAAUACGGCCAGAUUGGUUUUGUUCCACAUAAUAUCCUCGAGCCAGUUAAUCACGCAGAAGUUGACUCUUCCAACACAGUAUUGCGCAACCAGUCAAUGAAAGCUCCUGUUCCUCCCCCGGGUGUUCUGCCCAGUUCUACAGGCAAAAAUGCUUUCCGCCCUGAUCCACGCCCUCACAGUAUGCCACCAAUGGGAGACGACGGAGAUAAAGUAUUUUUGAAUGAUGAGCUCUUGCAGCGAUUGGCCAAUGGUAAAUCAGCAUCGAUACGCCCUGUGGUAAUUAACAAAGCAAAUGAGACUACCGCACCGCUGGACUAUCACUCCCCUCCAGCUGAGGUUCAGGGGUGGCUCAGGGCCAAAGGCUUCAAUGAUUACACUGUAAAGAGUCUGGGUGUCCUAACGGGAGCUCAGCUCUUCUCUCUGAUUAAGGAGGAGCUGCGUGCCGUUUGUCCAGAAGAGGGAACCAGAGUCUACAGCCAGAUCAUGGUGCAGAAAGCACUGCUGGAGGAUGAGCGGAAGGCCACGGAGUUGGAGGCCAUAAUGAAGAAACAGAAGAUGAAAGUUGAUCUGAAAGCAGAGGGUGGAGAAUUUUAAUAGAUAUCCCUCUUACUCACACAUUCAGACAAGCAUUUAAGCGGAGGCUUUAACAGACAGCUGUGGCAUGAAUUAAGAUCUUUUUAACCAUAAUGAUCUUUGUUGGUUAUAUGUCAUUGAUAACAGAUAUAUUUCAUCAUUACCACUCAUCAUAUUGAAAUCAAACCUGUAU